Lucilia cuprina (Australian sheep blowfly) is the source of this 577-nucleotide messenger RNA. RefSeq lists its product as uncharacterized. Lineage: Eukaryota; Metazoa; Arthropoda; Insecta; Diptera; Calliphoridae. The record is from RefSeq and is a predicted model, not a curated record. The transcript has 3 exons. The coding region runs from base 92 to 577 and encodes 161 amino acids.
UUUUUCUUAUGCUCGUUUUAGUUGUCAUUCUCUCGCCCUAACUCAAACAAAUAAUUAAUGCCAAAAUUAUACUAAAGUAGAAAAAAUCAACAUGCUAUCAAUACCCACAUUGAGAACACUCAUUAGACGAACGUAUGUUUUGAAAGUGAACGGUUGUGGUCAAAGAUACAGAGAAAAUUGUAUUCAAGCAGCUGUUAAUAAAGUUGGCAAAAUGUUGCAAACUUUUGAAGAUCGUGUUUUUCAACAAAUCGAUAGAAAAUAUAAUUCAUCAAUAGAUUAUGAUAAAAAAAUUUCGCCAGACAAUAAAUAUUAUCAAAUAAAUAAUAAGACUGUUGUAAAUAAUGAAGAAAAUAUUUACCAAGAAUAUGAGGAAGCUGUCAAAGCCUUAAAUGCUUUACAAUCGAAUGCCGAAUCGUUGCGUAGUUCAAUUCAUAAACGUAAACGUUUAAAUUCUUUACAAGAUACUCAGCGGUAUUUACUUAAAAGUGGCCUGACUAUUAAAGAUUUGGAAAAACUAUCUUAUAUACAUGUGACGGGUACCAAGGGCAAGUUAAGGCGUAUGUUUUGCUGUGUCUAG